AAUAAUACCACCACCCCUGCUAUCACCGCCGCCAACACCCUCCAAAACAACAACGAUAACAACAAUAACAACACCACUGUAACUACUCUCACGAACAAAAAGAACAGCAUCAUCACCACCACCACCACCAACAUCAAAAACAGUGGCAACGACAGUUAUUUUACUCUUAACACCGACCCGGUAACUAUUUCUACACAUACCGUCUUAAAUGGAAACGAUAGGGUUCGAUCUCAUAUCGCUUCCUCGAACAACGGUACAAAAUGCAGCGAACAUCAUCAACAGCAAAACCAUCAUCAACAUCAUCAGUUGCAUCUACAACAGCAGCAACAACAACAACAACAACAACAACAGCAACAACCACACAUAUAUCAGCAACAACAGAUUCCUCGUUUUCACCAACAGCAACAACAACAACAACAACAACAACAACAACAACAACACAAACAACAACACCAGCCAGAACUUUUACGCUGCAAAAGACGAAUUGAUUUUUCAGAUCUUGGGUUUACAAUGCCGCGUGCACAACCAGCUGCAGUGGCCCGGCGCAACGAGCGUGAGAGAAACCGUGUCAAACUGGUCAAUCUGGGAUUCGAAACCCUCCGGGAACAUGUGCCAAGCGGCCGUAAGAACAAGAAGAUGAGUAAAGUGGAAACAUUACGUGCAGCUGUGCAGUAUAUCAAACGACUACAGGAACUAUUGCAACAUGGAAAGGACUUCAUGAACAUCAAAGAAUUGCAAGCAUGUGCAGCGGCUGCAGUGGCAGUUACAGCUUCGAACGUUGACACAACAGCCAAAACAGCUGCACGUUUAUCGCCCCGUCCAAAUUCAGACCGCAGCGCUUCACCUUCUUCCAGCCUCUAUUCGGAUUCAUGCAGCUCCACUUGCGACCCAUUCCCAGCUGACGAAGAUGAUUUUAUGGACUUUUCAAAUUUACUUUCAUAAGCUAAGAUGUUCGUUAAUCAUUGUAUUAAUUUGGCGACCAGUGGGUUUGUUUUGAUAUUUUCGUGUUAUUAUUUAGUUCCAUUUUUUUUUUGUUUGUGUUGCAGUUUGAUAGACAGGGAUGGGGAAAUCUCUCGUAUAACAAUAUAUAUGUCUGCGUAUACAAACACACGCACACACACACACACACACACACACACACACACACAUGUAGACAGAUAGAUAGAUGGGUAGAUAGAUAGAUAGAUAGAUAAAAAAAUAAAUAGAUAGAUAGAUAGAUAGAUAGAUAGAUAGAUAGAUAGAUAGAUAGAUAAAUAUGCAAACUUUUAAAAUUUGGAUUAAUGUGUUAGAAAGAUAACAUAAAUGUGUACUAAUGUGUAUAAAAUAAUUUUUAUUUUCAAUAAUUUUUUGACAUAUUUUUUAUAAAAUAAUUGUUUUUCAUAUUUUUAAACAUUAUUUAAAGUUAAUUUGGAAUAGUAUAGUU
This is a messenger RNA of Octopus sinensis (East Asian common octopus), 1423 nucleotides long. RefSeq names its product achaete-scute homolog 1-like. The record is from RefSeq and is a predicted model, not a curated record. NCBI's taxonomy places the organism in Eukaryota, Metazoa, Mollusca, Cephalopoda, Octopoda, Octopodidae. The annotation marks the transcript as partial. Gene Ontology annotation, molecular function: protein dimerization activity. The transcript has a single exon.